UUCACAACCGUUCGAUGGAGAUUGAGGUAGCAGCCAUGUUGUAGCGGCGAGAAGAGCGAGUUGGUGGAAAAGCACAAACCGAAGAAAUUUAGAGUAAAAUCCGUACGGAUAACCGCGCGGUUCGGAAGGACCGUCCAGUUUGCACCCGGUUAGGACUCAAGACAUCUAGAAGACACAAUGAGCGGUGGGACGCCCUACCUCGGCAGCAAAAUCAGCCUCAUUUCGAAGGCCGAGAUCCGCUACGAAGGAAUCCUUUACACUAUUGACACGGAGAACUCGACUGUCGCACUUGCUAAAGUACGUUCCUUUGGCACUGAGGACCGCCCCACUGAUAGGCCCAUUCCACCUCGAGAUGACACCUUCGAAUACAUCAUUUUCCGAGGCAGUGAUAUCAAGGACCUGACUGUGUGUGAGCCGCCCAAACCAACAUGUUCUCUGCCUCAGGACCCUGCCAUUGUCCAGUCAUCCAUGGGCUCCAGUUCCUCCUCUGCAUCUGCAGCUGCCCCGACCCCAUUCCAGUCUGCUGGUUCAUAUGGCCUCUUCAACCGGGCUCCAGUUCCUGCCUACAACCAGUUCAGCACCGCCCCUUUGGUUUCCCCUCAGUUUGGGCCUGUUGGUGUCGGCCGCAGCAGCCCUAGCCUGGACCCUUUGCGGAAGAGCCCCACUCUGGAGCAGGUGAUGCAAACGGCCCCGUCUGCCCCGACCGCCGCCACCACGGCUCCAGCUCCCGGCCUGGGACGCAGGAGUCCUGCCCACGGUCGCACAGCCCCUUCAGGUGCCGGUCAAGGAAGCCAGAAGACGCAGCACCAGGAUGGAGUGGACGCCAGGAGGGGUGAGACUGUCAGAGGGGGCCGCAGCAGCCAGGGCUGGCCUGCACCUCGAACCAUCUCCGCCUCUCACAUCAGUGCUGUAGAUAGGGCUACCACUGCAGGGUUUACCCACUCUAUCUUUAGCCACUCAGGCACAGAUGUCCCGAAAGUCCCCAAACCAGAGUCUGAACAGGCGCGAGGUGAAGGCAGGGAUGCCAGUAAACGUUCCACAGCAGCUGCUGGUGCUCCGGCAAACCGACGUGGGCGAGGAGGCGGCCACCGUGGCAGAGGGCGAUUCAACGUACGCCGAGAUGGCCCCAUGAAGUUUGAGAAAGACUUUGACUUUGAGAGCGCCAAUGCCCAGUUCAACAAGGAGGAGAUCGACAGAGAGUUUCAGAGCAAGCUGAAGCUAAAGGACGAGAAGACUGAGAAGCCCGAUAAAGCAGUGAAUGGAGAGGACAAGGGCGACUCUGGUGUUGAAACUCAGAACAGCGAGGGCAACGCGGAUGAGGAGUGUGACCCUCUUGGUCCAAACUGCUACUAUGACAAGUCCAAGUCUUUCUUUGACAACAUCUCUUGUGACGAUACCAGGAAAGCAAAUGAGAAAUCUGGAGCUUCAGGUUUUCCAAGGGAGCGGAGGCAGACCUGGGCAGAGGAGAGGCGGAUGAACGCUGAAACAUUUGGCAUCCCUCUGCGCCAGAGCCGAGGCCGCGGAGGGUACCGUGGCCGUGGUGGUAUGGGCUUCCGUGGAGGUCGGGGUCGUCCAGCAAGCCGAGGGUCCUUUGGCCCACCACAGGGGGGCAGUGGAGGUGGCUUUCGGGGUGGAUAUAGAGGAAAUCAGGCUGGACGGGAGUUUGCUGACCUAUCUGCAUACAGGAAGGACAACAAAGUGGCUGCAUAGUCCCAAUGGGAGGAAGGUUCUACAGAAAGGUGCAACUUUGUCACGCUUAAACGGGAAAACAAGAGUUUUGGUUGCAACUUUUUGAAUUAAAAGAAUGAAGAUUAUGUACUAGUUGUAUAUUUGUCACCAGCACUGGGGUAGACUGCUUGAAUGCAACUUAUUUUCCAUAUCUUUCAAGGGUGGAAACAACAACGCAGAAAAAUAUACAAAAUGUUGAGAUCUCUACAAAAUUAUUUCCCAGUGGCUGAAAUAAUUUUGUAUACAUUUCAAGACGGACGGUAGUAAUGUUUUGUUGGAUGAAUUCUCUCCCUGCCCCUUUCCUAAUCUUGUAUUUGAUAAUAUUUUGUUAAGUCUAUUUGAGUUAUUUGGCUGUGAUGCUCACUGACAUAGCUUUAUUUGGGGGGUGGGUGUUUCCUGUAACUUCAGCACCAAAAUAGCCCACAGGGUCUCAAUCCCACCUUUCGAACAUGUAUUUUUCUACUACAUAGACUCAUCGUGUCUGUCUAGUCGGCCCGCUCACUAUCGCAUCUUAUCCCACCUGUCUCGAGUGGCAUUGCUUGUGAUUUUUCGCACCUGAAAUCUCUUCCGCAUUAACUUUUUCAAAACUUCUGCAGCGUUUCUUUUGUCAGUCUGAAUAGUUAUGUUAUACAUGUGGUGGUAGCGUCAGUCAACUUGUAUUCUUUACUAGUUUUAUUCCCAAUCCACAAACAAACUGGGAAAAAAGAUGGAGCAUAGGUCAAAUAUCAAGGUUCUGUUUUCUUUUUCUGUGGUUUACUUCAUGGGCCCUUUGGUCUUAGUGUGAGUUUUGAGGUGCUACAGUUAGACCUGCAGUGUAAAAUACACAGAUUAGGACUAAAAUCUAUUUUAGGUGUUUUAUGGUGGGUUGGAUAGGACAGAUGAAGGUGACUGCACUUUUCCAUGAAGCUAUAUUCGAUAUGUUCAUGUUCUUACAGUAUGUUCAUUUUGUUGUCGGGCUGCUUCAUGAUACACACUAAUUUAUAGUUCUUGAAAUUUAACUUAACUCCUCCAACUUUAAGCUUUUUCACUUCACACCACAAGAAACAACACAAGCCAUAUUAUCACCUGGGCUCAUUUUGUCUGCCACUUUUUUUUUUUUUAAGGAAAAAACCUCCACCUGAUGCCACUAACUUUGUCCCAUGUCACUGCAUGGUGGUCGAUAGUCCACUGAAGAUACAAAAGUGAUGUCAAGUAUAAAAAGAAAAUAAACGACUAGUAAAACAGCCUAGCUUUCUGGGUGUAGCAACAUAGUUUUCUAGCAAUAUUAAUACUUACUUUGAGGUUACGAAGGAUAGAGUCUGAUGAAUUAUGACUGAAUAAUCUGAUGCCAUCUUGGCCUGGCAUGAUUUAAGUACUUAAACUCGGUGUUUUGAUUUGACAGAAAAUUGUAAACAGUUGCACUUUUCAACGUUAAUGAGAAAUGCUGUUUUAGUUGUUAAUCUGUCCUGAGAUUGUACUCUGUUGUAAUUCCUUGAUAACUGACUCCCCACAGGCUUUAGGCCAAGAACACUUAAACAUAGAGAUUGAAAAUAAUGCUCUCCACAGACCUGGUAUCAAAAAGUUGAAGUAGUUUAAGGUAUAUUGUACAUUACAAAAGCAGGCUAACAUGACUAUUAUUAGAUUUCCAACAAAAUAUUUUAGCUCUUAUCCAAGCACUUACUCAGCAGUUAAGAGUUUAAGGGAGAGCUUAAGUUACUUGAUAUUUUCUUGGUCCAGGUCUGGUUCUGUAAAGUUGCUUUUCUAGAACUAUGUCUGCUUCACGGCUCUGACUCCAGAAUGAAAAAAAACCCUACAAUUUUGUGCAAAGAUGUCAGCCUGACAUGCAAAGCUACCUUUAAAGUACUUAAUUAUGCUCAGGAAAUGUAGAGAUUUGUUUUUUUUUUUUUUUUUUUUGAUUCGCCUUAAUGCUAGAGAAUAAAAGCUAACAUCACAUCAGAGUUUAGAGAUAUGUAAUGGGAAACGAGAGAUUUGAGAUUGUUGUGUAGAAUUGCACACUGCUGUUGUUGAACUUGUGCACAUGACUUUUUAAAAUCUUGAUAAAUGGAUAUGUUUUCUCACUGUUUAAGUAGCUCUUCUGUGCAUUAAGGCUUAAUGUGUUUUACCCAUGUGAGCUUUGUUGGGAGCCUUGAGAAAACUUGAGUUGGAUACAACAAAACAGAGUGCUGAACUACAACACAACAGGUCAGAGUUUCUGGACUUAAACAAUAUGUUGAAGUAGUUUUGGUUGUGUGAUCAUUCCUCCUCUUCAUGCUGGCUAUGAAGCUUUUUUUUGUACCAGGAGGUGGCGCUGUAAGAAUUGCCCUGUACAUUAAAAGUCCUAGUAGAUGGAGUCAAGCCUGUUGGGUGUUUUUCGAAGUCUGACUUUUUCAUACGACUCUUCCCAUUUGUGUUUCCAUGGAAAGUUUUUUGCCAAGUGGCAAGUCCUGGAAGCAAAUGCAGUUUUCUGCAGGGACAAAACACUGCCAAAAAAAACUCCAUUGGCAAAAUAAGUUUUGCUAAUUAAGACUGUUGACACAGUAUUUUUUCUUCAGGGAACAACUUUUCUACAGAUUUGUCAUCAAUGGAAGGCCAGUAUGGAGAGGACCGUAAACCAUAACUCAUUCAACACAGGCACAUUUUCUAGUGAGCUGAUGAAAUCAAACUGACAUGUCUCAGGACAGCAGAUACAGGAUGUGUUGUCAGACAUGGUGUGUUGUCUGCAUCUGCUGAUGUUGUGGUUCUGCAGUUGGACUCAGUCUUGACAGCAUUUCUGAGAUGCAUAGGUGUCAUUACAUAGCUGAAAGCUUUUUACUUUCCUUGAUGUGUCCAAACUAAUUUGGAACCUUAUUCAGGCAUCCAAUCCAGGACAGAACUGUAUUUUUUUUCCUCAUUUUUUUGAAAAUAUUUGAUGGUCAUUGAGGGGAAUUUAUUGUUAUGUCAGCAGUGGUUCUCAACUUUUCAGCCUUCACAUGAAAAAUGAAGCGUAUACAUUUUUGCAACCAGACUGUCUUUCAACAUAUGAAGCAUUACAAAAGGUACUGUCAGGGUUGGAUGAUUAAUCAGAGGUCCCAAACACUUGAGCUCCAGUUCAUAUUUAACAUUGGGCAGUCAGUUCUGGUAACUUUUUUUCCAUGUGUUCAGCCACCUUUAUGUACAGGCAACACACAUUCAAAACUGUCAUGAUCCAGGCCUUAAAACAAAAUUCACUGUUUUUUUAAACUGUCUUGUACAUGGGCUCAGAGUUAAAAUUUAGUUAAAGACCUUUUUUAAAUUUCAGUUUAGGGCUGCAUUUCCAGUGGAAGUUUAAUACACCCAUAAUGGAAUCAAUGGGUUAAUCCAACCCUGGCCACCUGAAGUUCUAUUUCCUUUUCAGGUUACUUUAUUGGUAGAAUAAAUUCAAGAAUGAUGAUUCUCUACAUUUUGAGAAUGUUAAAAUCAUGUUCAUUUUUUGUGAGGCUAAGCAGUUAAAGAACCACUCAGUUCUAAAGUGUCUGAAUUGUUGCAGAAAGGCACUGGCCAAAUUUGGGCUUAUUUUCCUAGAUUUUUAAAGGAAGCCCUUUAGCUCUUGAUAUUAAGUUCUGACCAGUGUUGUAUCCAAAUUUGAUCAACACUACAUGAUGCUCAUAUUUGUCAUCGCCACAUAAUCAUGAGGUGGAGCAUAUAAAGAAAACCCACCAAUAUUGUUGAUGAUGCAAUAACUGAAGUAGCUGGUCUGAGCAUCAGGAGGUGGAAAGCAGGCGGGCUGAGGGCGAGUUUGCUUUUCGCUUCUGGCUUCCUUUAACACUCUGGAGUCAUGGCCACGUAUUGUCUUUGAACCCAGCAUGGUGUCCUCCUCUGCGGGCCUCAGUGGACUGGGGUUUUUAUUAAGAGCAAAUAAUAAACAGUUGUUCAUUACUU
This is a messenger RNA of Sphaeramia orbicularis (orbiculate cardinalfish), 5604 nucleotides long. It is a transcript of the gene lsm14aa, whose product is annotated as LSM14A mRNA processing body assembly factor a. NCBI's taxonomy places the organism in Eukaryota, Metazoa, Chordata, Actinopteri, Kurtiformes, Apogonidae. The coding region runs from base 178 to 1710 and encodes 510 amino acids. The transcript has 10 exons. Gene Ontology annotation, biological process: cytoplasmic stress granule assembly; P-body assembly. The record is from RefSeq and is a predicted model, not a curated record. Gene Ontology annotation, molecular function: mRNA binding. Gene Ontology annotation, cellular component: P-body.